AUGUUUAAAUUACUGAGUGGGAAGAAUAAGUGCAAAGGGGAUGGCGAUGGGGAAGUAGAUUUGGAUAAUAAGCCAAAAUCUAUUAUCCAGGAUAUGAGCAGUGACUCUGAGGAUUCGUCAUCUCCGAUAGCAACUUCACAACCUUCUGAAGUUAGUAAUGUAUCUUCCAAAGAUGUUCAAAUUGACAAUGUACUAACAAAUGGACCAGUAAAUACCGAGAUCACCGACUCUGAUAGUGGUAAAAAAAUGCCUAAAAUCAAAACUGCGGCUAAGAAGGCAGCUAAGCCUCCUAAAACUGCCAAGGGAUCCAAGGUUUCUAAGGCACCAAUUAAAAAGGCGUUAUCAGAUACAUCUGACAGCUCAGAAGAUGAUAGUUCAUCUGAUGAAUCAAUUGUAUUACCACCAAAGGGCAAGGCCGAGGAUUCGGAUUCGUCCUAUUCGGAAGACGAUAGCUCAUCAGAUUCAGAUGAAUCAGAUGAUAUUAUACCAUUAAAACCUACAAAACCAAUCAAAACUAAUACUAAAGUAAAAAGUGAAGCCAAUGGUAUAAAUGGUGGCAAGAAGAAUAAAAUGAGCCUAGACGAAAAUACGAUACCUAAAAAGAAGAUCAGGCUUUCAGAGGCUAAAAAUGCAUCUAUGAAGAAAGAUGAUAUGGAUUGUUUGAAAAAUAAAAAGGAUGAAGUUUUUUGUGGUGGCCUUCCAUUUAGCAUAACUGAAGACCAAGUGAGGGAUCUGUUUGAAGACGACUGUGGUGAAAUAGUUAAAAUCAACGUACUUGAUGGGAAAGGAAUCGCCUUUAUCAAAUUUACCAAGGACGAAUUUGCUGCUAAGGCAGUGGAAUACGAUGGCACUGAGUUUAUGGGUAGGAAGUUAAGAAUAAACUUAUCUUCGGAAAAGGGUAAAGCACAAACUCCUAGAACUAAUAGCAAUAAUUCAGGAACUGACAACCCACCAUCCAACGAGAUAUGUGUUAGGAACAUCAACUAUAAGACUACAGAAGAUACAAUGAGGGAAUUGUUCAGUGAAUGUGGACAAGUGAUAAGAUGUCACAUACCCGUGUACGAAGACACGGGCAAACCAUUGGGCCGUUGUUUUAUCUCAUUUGGCAGCGUAGAAGAGGCAUCAAAGGCUUUAGAAUAUGAUAAUACUGAGAUUGAUGGUAGGACUGUAUUCAUCACAUACGCCACCCCCAAGGGAGGAAGGGAUGGAGGCGGAGGUGGAUUUAGGGGUGGGAAAAGAGGAGGUGGAUUUAGGGGCGGGAAAAGGGGUGGUGGAUUUAGGGGCGGAAGAGGCGGCGGAUCUGGUGGUGGUGGGAGAUCAUUGAAAAUAACUCAAGCUAAUACACAGCAAAUUGCGGAGCCUGGGUCUAAAUCCAUUGUCUUUGAGGAUUCCGAUUAA
Molecule: messenger RNA, 1398 nt
Organism: Babesia microti strain RI
Lineage: Eukaryota; Apicomplexa; Aconoidasida; Piroplasmida; Babesiidae
Product: RNA recognition motif. (a.k.a. RRM RBD or RNP domain)
Exons: 2
Coding region: 1-1398 (465 amino acids)
Molecular function (GO): RNA binding
Source: RefSeq, a predicted model, not a curated record